Molecule: messenger RNA, 743 nt
Organism: Hydra vulgaris (swiftwater hydra)
Lineage: Eukaryota; Metazoa; Cnidaria; Hydrozoa; Anthoathecata; Hydridae
Source: RefSeq, a predicted model, not a curated record
UCUUUUUUUGUACAAAAUUAGAACACUUUAAACUUAUGUUUACUGCAGGAUCUUGAACAAAAUGGUUCCAAUGAUAAAUUUGAUUCUAGUGAUUCAUUAAUGGAUAUGAUUAAAGAAUGUGAUCAAUUUAUGAAAAGUGUCUGCAAAACAAUACAUUAAGUUUACACUAUUCAAAAAAAAGAAAUGCUUAAUAACAACAUUCACUCAACAACAGAUGUCAAAGAAAUAACAUCCUUGGCAGAUCUAGAUUGGUUUCAUGGAGAUAUCAGUCGUAAAACAGCAGAAACUAUUUUAACCAAUAAUGCAACAGAAGGAACCUACUUGUUAAGAAUUAAUUCCGAUAAGCAAAACUAUUCUGUCUCUGUGCGCUGUCAGAACUCUGUCAAACAUUAUGUCAUUACUUACAAUAAAGAAAAAAAUAUAUUUUUAUUUGGUAAAGCUACAUUUGAAUCUUUAAAAGAACUUUUGGAUCAUUUUGAAUCACAUCCAGUGCUUAGCAGUGGAGAAGAUGAAACAGUUAUUCUGCAAAAAUCCUAUAAAAACAAAGAUAAUGAGCUGCAUAGUUACACACCUGUAAUUCGACACGGCGAAGCCGGUUAAGAUUUUUAUUCACCGCAAAAUGAGUCAAUAGACAUAUGCUUAGCUUCAAAGGAAGGCUAUCUUACAAAGCGUGGAGAUGUACAUAAAAACUGGAAAGAGCGAUGGUUUGUGGUACAGAAAAACACACUUCAAUACUUUCAUAC